Messenger RNA from Spea bombifrons (plains spadefoot toad), 784 nucleotides. RefSeq names its product F-box protein 36 (gene FBXO36). Gene Ontology annotation, molecular function: protein binding. Lineage: Eukaryota; Metazoa; Chordata; Amphibia; Anura; Pelobatidae. The transcript has 4 exons. The record is from RefSeq and is a predicted model, not a curated record. The coding region runs from base 23 to 586 and encodes 187 amino acids.
UUACCACAAACAGCGUCUUAAGAUGGCGACUCUCUUACCAGAGGUCCUGUUGGAGACCACCGCACAAGCACCUGCCCCCAACAAAGACUUUUAUCAGCUUCUUCUGACGCGAAACGAGGUUAUCUUGAGGUGGUGGAAAAUAUCUCUGAGAAGUGAAUUCCGUAACACUAAACCCGGAGAACUUAAAGAGUCGCACGUUGACUUUGUAGAUGAUACAACAUUGCAAGCUCAGAUAGGCAUAGUCUUUGGACAGAAUACACUGAAUUACGUGCUCAAGCUGUGCCAGGGAUACUAUGAUUUCCUCGAUCGCCUCCCUGACUCGUUGCUUCUGUAUAUCCUGACUUUCCUGGACCUAGAAGACAUUGCUCAACUCGCACAGGUUUCACACUCAUUCCAGAAGAUCUGUAACUCGGACAAGCUGUGGGAGCACAUUGUGGAGCGAUCCUGUGACCGGGUUACUGUGGACAUGAGAGCUCUAGCUCAGGAUAUAGGCUGGAAACAGCUGUUCUUCACCAACAAGCUGCAACUGCAAUUACAGCUCAGGCGAUGGAAGCGGAGGCAAGAAGAGAGCCGGGAUGUUUGCUAGGGUUAAAAAGGUCAGCUGCUGCUGGAGGAACCUAUAGAGAAAUCUAAUAACCUGCUUCAGCUGCCUCUGACAACUAAUGGGGAAUACCACAAUGCAGCAAACCUGCAUUUACUACUACUUAUAGCGCUGUCUUACCAAAUACAGAAACACACAGACGCUGAAUGUGCCAGACCGUUUUAGCUUGCUGCUUAACAUAGC